UGGGCGAGUACCAGUGAUAGCGAGCUGCCCAAAAAGAGAAUAAUUGAGCGACAGCGAAUCCAACACACCAGUAUUUUCCUUCAUAGUUGGUCGGCAGCCCACUCCACUACCCGUUCCACCCCAUACCGAAUUCUUUGUCAACGAUUUAUUUUUCGAUUCUUCUUAAUCUGAGCAGACAUAUGUCGAAUUCCACAGCAAAGAUAGGGCAAAUUGGUACUGAGGUGUGUUCGGUGCUUCCUUCAUUAUUGCAAUAAUUCACGCAUAAUCAUAUCAGCCAAUUCAGUUCGUGCAAAUAAACUUCACGGUUAGUGACUGAGUCUAUGAAGGGUUUGUUCAAGGAAGACUUUGACAUGCUUUCAAACUGAAUAUAAUAUUAAAAUCGAUGAUUUGUCAAUAUCGUUUCUGCUUUGUAAUAAGGCGCAAUCGCGUAAGAAACCGCAGUCCAUUAUUAUGUGUAGAUGAAUAAAAAUAAGAGUUCGAUGUGCUUUGAUCAUAUUCUCUUUCUGGGUUGUAUCGACGCUAGGAUACUAAAGACAAUACUAUAUAUUCAUGUUCGUUCAUGCUGUUACUUGUCAACAGCCACCCAAGAAAUCUAAAAUCAGUAGAUGCGACCGCUGGAAUCUGGCAAUUGGCGAAACUUAUCGUAACGCAUGACACCAAUGACAUACGACGUUGAUUUCGCUGCGUUGGGACUUACGAAGGAGCAAUUUGAGGCCUUCAAGACCGCUUUUUCUUCUCUUGACAAAACUCACCGUGGUGUCAUCUCAACUAGACAGUUGGGGGCGCUCUGCUCCCAAUUAGGUGAGACGCUUGAUGACGAAGAACUAGCUGUCGCUACUGCAAGUCUUACCGAUUCACAAUCAGGUCUUAUACACUUCACGACUUUCUUGCCAUGGUGGACCAAAGAGUAAUGGUAGAAAUACGAGCUGUCGUUGAGAAAAUAGCAAUAACUCUGAUCUAAAAUCCCACGU
Plasmopara halstedii is the source of this 971-nucleotide messenger RNA. Its product is annotated as Calmodulin and related proteins (EF-Hand superfamily). The transcript has a single exon. The record is from RefSeq and is a predicted model, not a curated record. The coding region runs from base 651 to 911 and encodes 86 amino acids. Gene Ontology annotation, molecular function: calcium ion binding. Lineage: Eukaryota; Oomycota; Peronosporomycetes; Peronosporales; Peronosporaceae.